Molecule: messenger RNA, 954 nt
Organism: Gekko japonicus
Lineage: Eukaryota; Metazoa; Chordata; Lepidosauria; Squamata; Gekkonidae
Gene: INCA1
Product: inhibitor of CDK, cyclin A1 interacting protein 1
Exons: 3
Coding region: 148-741 (197 amino acids)
Biological process (GO): negative regulation of cell population proliferation; negative regulation of cyclin-dependent protein serine/threonine kinase activity
Cellular component (GO): cytoplasm
Molecular function (GO): cyclin binding; cyclin-dependent protein serine/threonine kinase inhibitor activity
Source: RefSeq, a predicted model, not a curated record
AAUCUCUGCUGCUGUCUGAGGUCUCCCAGGUGGGCCAGAUGUGGCUCUUUGGGCAGUGCCUGCUAGUAGCCGGAGGCUGCUUUGUGCAGGGAUCCUUUGCCCGAGAACAGAGCGGCUACAAAAUGGGUCCCUGUUUCCCUCUGUGAAAUGUUGGCAAGCGUGCAGACGUGUUCUCUCCCCCUCCCCCCCCAGAUGUCUGGCUGUGUAGCUCAAAGGCCUGCUGAGGCAGAAGGAGACCAUUUUCCCUGGCAGGGGCUUUCAGCAGAGCAGACACUUCCAUCACCCAAGGAGCUGUGUCGGAGGAAGAAAAAGGGGCCCAAACAGCCAAGGCUCGAAAAAGGCGGCGUCUUGUCUGUCUGUUAUCAUCUGGAGGAGCUGAAGAGACGGCAAAGCAUCAUCGAUGAGCUGAAGAAGGCUAAAUGGGGUGGGUGUCCGCCCCAGCCAUCUCACGAAGGAGACAGCAGUGCAGCUGGCCCGCACCACGGAGCGCCAUGGAGCCCCUUCAGCAUGCCAGGCGCUACAGCCCACUUCUAUGAAAAGGAGGACUCGGUCUUCCAGAGACACGGCAAUAAACAGCUUCUCUAUCCUGAGUGGGACUCCGGCCGGAGAGAGCAGCAGAGCAUUCCUCCAGGAAGCCCCGCCUUCCCCUACACCAGGGCUACUCCGGGCAGGCAUCAGAUGGUGGCAGCCUGUGAGCCUGAGGAAGACUUUGGAGGAUUCCACCUUCAGUCAGAGGAAUGAUCCUGCAACGCCGCCAGUUACCAGGGCAGAAAAGCUCUUCCCAAAGUGCUAGCGGUCUGUGUGGGAGGGAACCUGUCGCAGACAUCCCUGUUGGGCUGCCGUUGAUCUGUGCAUACAGAAGUAACCAAAGGCACCCGGCAGGAACGGGGGAACUGAGAUGUGCGGGGAAGGCUCUGUCACCAAAGAAGCAUGGGCCUGUGUAAACCCUCCUGU